AUGCGACCAAUCUGGUUUUACGACGAUAUCGACCCUCACUUUCAACGGCUAUACCUGCAAGCCGUGUUUCCUCUUACUGUUUGUGCUCUAAGCCUACUUGUUCUUCUUGUCAAAUCGACCACGACCUUUGUCCAAACCAAAACCAAGCAACAGCAUCAACCCCUGGUGGACAUCGAGGAAGAUGAAGAUCUUACUUUACAAAAGACCACUACAGACACCUCCACCUUCGAUGUUGACAAACCAAAGGGCGAGGCUGGUGUGGUCACUUUCGAGCUAGUCAUUCUGGGUUCUCAGCUUGCUGUCAACAUUGCUGCUUUUCUUUACGACCACACCUCGACUGCUCUGAAUUCAAUCACAUACAUUGUCUUGUGGUCGUACUUGAUCCUCUUGGCCAUUCUUCGGCUCUACUCUACAACGACCGGCAAUGUCUACCGCUUCCUCAAGUUAUGGAACCAUUGUGCUGUUAUCUACGGGUUUGAAUGGCUAUGUGAAGUCAUGCUUUUCAGGUCCGCCAUCAUACGUCCAAAGUCGUCACUAUCACGGAACAUCAUCGCCACUCGCUUUGCUUUGACAUGUGUAUUGUCGUUCAUUGUCCUCAUUUCACGGCGCGGCAAUCGAGCUGUCAAGGUCGAGUAUGAGGCUGACAUUGAGCCUUCCAGAGAACCUCUUGCUAGUUUGUUAGGUACUUUGACCUUUGCCUGGAUUGAUAGUAUCAUUUGGCGCGGCUUCAAACGACCUUUGGAAAUGACCGAUGUAUGGAACGUCUCUCCCAAGGAUAAAGCUGAGCAUGUUCUCGAACGCUUUAGGCAGAUCAAAAAGACUCAUAUGCUUGCCGUGCGACUGCUUUUGUUCUUCAAGAAACAGCUUCUUUUACAAGGUCUUUGGUGUGCCAUCUCCAGCAUUGCCAUGUUCAUGCCAACGCUGUUACUGAAAGCCAUCUUGGAGUAUGUGGAAGAUCCUGUAGGUACUUCUACCAACGCUGCUUGGCUUUACGCCGUUCUACUUUUCGUUACUGGACUGGUUCAAGCUCUGGGCGAUGGCCAGUCCUUAUGGAUUGGCCGCAAAAUUUGCAUUCAGAUCAGAGGUGUCAUCAUUGGCGAGGUUUAUUCAAAAGUUCUACGAAGAAAAGCAGCAGCUACUGCUGAAUCUGAGCCCGCAAAGGAAGAUCUGGGCAAGCCGUCGUCAUUGUGGCAGAAGCUACAGUUUUGGAAGACGAAGGAGUCUAAACCAAGUAUGGAUGGCCACGUGGACUCCCAGAAGUCAGUGUCCGUUGCAGCGAGCAAUGGUACAGUUAUCAAUCUGAUGUCCAUUGAUUCGUUCAAGGUCGCCGAAAUUUGCGCUUAUUUGCAUUUUCUGUGGGCUGCUACUCCUGUUCAGCUUGUUAUGGCGAUCGCAUUGCUCUACAAAGUCCUUGGUUACAGCUCCUUCGCUGGUAUCGUUCUGAUGGUACUAGUCUUGCCAUGGAACAUGUGGAUUGCAAAAUCCUUCACUAAAGCACAAAAGGCAAUCAUGGCCGCUACUGACGCCAGGAUUCAUGCCACUAAUGAAGUUCUGCAAAACAUUCGUAUUAUCAAGUACUUUGCCUGGGAGAAGAGAUUCGAAGAGAACGUCAAUGAGAAACGUCAGACAGAAUUGACAGCCUUGUGGCGAAAGUACAUCUUGUGGGCUGCCGCAUAUACCAUAUGGGGUGGUAUUCCCAUUUUGAUAACUUUCACCUCCUUCUUGAUCUUUACAAAGGUUGAGAAGCGUCCACUUGUGCCGUCCAUUGCUUUCCCAGCACUCUCAAUGUUCUCGCUGUUGCGAAUUCCUCUCGACCAGCUUGCCGACAUGGUCGCGCAUGUGCAAGAGUCAAAAGUUUCCGUCGACCGUGUUGAAGAGUUCUUACGUGAAGAGGAGACGGAGAAAUACCUACAGCUCAAGCACAGUAGGCAGGCAUCGCCCCAUGAAACUAGGAUUGCUUUGAAGCACGCCACGUUGACCUGGGGUUCCUCGGCCGAAACGUCCAAGAGCACAGGCACUCCUUUUCGGUUGAUCGACAUGGACAUCGAUUUCAUCGUUGGCAAAUUGAAUGUCAUUGCGGGCCCUACUGGCUCAGGCAAAACUUCUCUGCUGAUGGCGUUGCUCGGCGAAAUGCAACUCCUUGAUGGUCUUGUACAUAUCCCCGGAGGAUGUAGUAGACAACACCUGCGACCAGAUUCAACAACCGGUCUGACAGAAAGUGUGGCAUACUGCGCUCAGCAAGCUUGGCUAGUUAAUGCAACCAUUAAAGAGAAUAUUCUGUUCGCAUCUCCAUUCGAUGCUCGUCGCUACAAAGCUGUUAUUGAUGCGUGCGCACUUAAGCGCGAUCUGGAGAUUCUUGAUGCUGGCGACCAAACUCUGGUUGGCGAAAAGGGAAUUACGUUAUCUGGAGGGCAAAAGCAACGGAUCUCCCUGGCUCGAGCACUUUACAGCAAUUCCAAGCACAUUCUGCUUGACGAUUGUCUGAGUGCUGUUGAUUCGCACACUGCUAAGCACAUCUUCGAUGAAGCACUGAUGGGCAAGAUGAUGACUCACCGGACCUGCAUAUUGGUUUCACAUAACGUUGCCUUGGCAGUACCACAGGCAAGUCACGUUGUGGUUCUGAACAACGGAAAGAUUCUCUGUCAAGGGUCCCCAGCAAGUGUCGCAGAAAGUGGUCAUCUUGGUGAUGAACUGGCCAGGUCGGUUCCAGCAUCACGCAUUGCCUCUGCAGUGCCAUCUAGAACGCCGUCUCCUGGAGUUCAAGAGCAUGGCAUCGUUAAUGACGUUUCAGAUGGACCCACUGCUACAGGAGAGCUGGAUGUAGCAGAAGAGAGUGGAUUCAAAGCCGACCGCAAGUUCGUGGACACAAGAAUCGAAGCGAAGGCUACCGGAAGUGUUGGGUGGCGCACGAUCAAGAUGUACCUGCAAGCCAUGGGGCCAUGGUACUAUUGGGUCUUCGCCGCUUCUGGCUUUGUUGCCGUCCAGGUUGGUUCGGUCGCUACCAAUGUCUGGAUCCGUCAAUGGGCUAAUGCAUAUCAUACCUCAAGUCAGAGCAAUCAUGUGGCCUUGAGUGUAUUGCAAAGUCGAUAUGCUCAUUCAGCUGUGCCUGCUGGUAGUCUGGUCUUGCAAGGCUUGCCUGCAACAUACAUUACCAGCCGGACGGAUCUCCAAGCACAUGAAAACGUGGAUUCGACAUAUUAUCUUGGUGUAUAUGCUCUAAUUGGAACAGCUUACAUUAUUAUCUGCCUUUCACGCGAAUUGUUGCUCUUCAAGGGCUCAUUGCAAGCCUCUCGAGUGCUUCAUCAACAAUUGCUCGGGAAAAUACUCCGGGCAACGUUUCGAUUUUUCGACUCGACACCGCUGGGCCAGCUCACGAACCGGUUUUCCAAGGAUUUACAGUCAAUCGACCAAGAAGUGGCGCCAGUCGCGAUCGGACUGUUGCACAGUGCCGCAUCCGUUGUGACGAUUGUUGUUUUGAUAACGACCAUCACACCAGGCUUCCUCAUUCCUGGUGUUUUUAUCGCGCUAAUAUAUAUCCUGACUGGGAUGUUCUACAUUAAGGCUUCCAGAGAUCUCAAACGACUUGAAUCUGUCCAACGAAGUCCUCUGUUCCAGCACUUUGGAGAAACAUUAUCGGGUGUGGUAACCAUUAGAGCUUACGGCGAUGAAGCACGAUUCGUCAAUGACAGUCAUCACAAGGUCAAUACUCACAAUCGACCAUUUAUCUAUUUGUGGGCAACCAACAGAUGGCUUGCAUUCAGGGUAGACUGUGCAGGAGCUCUGGUAGCGUUCUUCUCUGCUAUGUUCGUGGUACAGAACGUAGGCAGUAUCGAUGCUGGUGCUGCUGGCCUGUCGCUCUCAUAUGCCAUCACUUUCACACAGAAUGUCUUAUGGCUGGUACGGCUAUACGCAGCCAACGAACAGAACAUGAACGCUGUGGAACGAGUGCAAGAAUAUAUUGUCGUUGAACAAGAAGCCAGUGCACAAAUACCGGAGACAAAACCAGCGGCCAAUUGGCCAAGUCAGGGGGCAGUGCAUUUCAUCGACUAUUCGACAAGAUAUCGAAAGGACCUGGAACCAGUCUUGCGUGGUGUCACAUUCAAGAUUGCUGCAGCCGAAAAAGUCGGUAUAGUGGGUAGAACGGGAGCUGGCAAGAGUUCGCUAGCAUUGGCACUCUUCAGAGGUCUCGAGGCACAAGGGGGUAAAAUCUUGAUUGACGAUGUUGACAUUGGACUGAUUGGUCUACAAGACCUUCGCGAGGCAAUUACCAUAGUGCCACAAGACCCUACGCUCUUCACGGGCACGUUGAGGAGCAAUCUGGAUCCAUUUGGUCUCUUCACCGAUGAAGAGAUAUUCACGGCAUUGAGACGUGUCCAACUUAUCACCAGUGCCUCUCGUAAUGUGUCUGAGAGCUCGCCAUCGUUGCCGAGCAAUGCUUCGACGCUUAAUGGUACCGAGAGCCUCCACGAAAACGAAGGGACUAAUCGUUCCGCCAACGGUACAUUGUCGUCAGAAACACCUACACUUGUCAAAUUUGCCAGCAACACCAAGGAAAACCAGAACAUAUUUUACGAUUUGAGCACGGCGAUUGCAGAAUCAGGCUCUAAUCUAUCACAGGGUCAAAGGCAGCUACUAUGCUUGGCUCGCGCCUUGCUGAAAUCACCGAAAGUGCUGGUGAUGGACGAAGCAACUGCAUCAAUCGAUUAUGCAACCGACUCGAAGAUUCAGGACACGCUCCGGGAGCUGAAGGAAAACACGAUCGUUACUAUCGCUCAUAGACUACAAACCAUUAUUGACUACGACAAAGUGCUUGUCCUUGAUAAGGGUGAAGUGGUAGAAUAUGCACAUCCUUGGGAACUGGUUCAGAAGGAAGAGGGUAUCUUUCGAGUCUUCCUGCGCAAUGGGCCACAGAUCCGCCUUCCUCAAACCGACAUCAUUGACUUCAGGUUCUACUCUGCCAACUAUAUCUUUCUCGUCUUCAUCCCACAACAGUUCGGUGCUCGCCAUCCGUUCCGCACGAUACCUCGGACCAGAAUCAUGACCUCAACCACUAAGUACCAGCCAGCGCCUCAGCGCGACUCACUCGACGAGCCAUCCUACUCGCAGGCACCACCUACAUACCAGGCUGCAGGACCCAGUAGCGCAGAGGGCGGUUAUGGUGCUACACGGCGAUCUGAGGAUGACAACAUUCCUGACGACUUCAAGUUUGGCACCUCAGUCUCAGAAUGCGAUAUUACCAUUCGUCAGCAAUUCGUUCGCAAGGUCUACACGAUCCUUACGUGUCAGAUUGUCCUCACCACCGCACUUUCAUCCGUCUCUUUCUUCUCCGAUAGCUACCGCAAUUGGAUCCAGUCCAACAGCUGGAUGAUGUGGAUUUCGCUGUUUGGCGCCAUCGGUUUUAUGCUCUUGACCUACUGGAAGAGAAAGAGUUAUCCUACGAACCUAGUGUUCCUUACAGGCUUCACUGCACUCGAAGCAUACAGUAUUUCGGUCAUAACCAGUUUCUAUGAGAGCCGAAUUGUCCUACAAGCCUUGGUCAUCACGGCCGCAAUCUUCGUUUUCCUCAGCCUGUUUGCGUGCCAGACCAAGUACGACUUUACCGCAUGGCAGCCAUACCUGUUCGGUGCACUCUGGGUGCUGAUCAUCUUUGGUUUCAUGGCAGCUUUCUUCCCAGGUGGACGCACGAUCGAGCUGGUAUAUGGUGUGGUGGCAGCACUGAUUUUUAGCGGAUACAUUCUGGUUGAUACGCAGAUGGUGAUGAGCCAUUUCCAUCCAGAGGAGGAGAUUGCAGCCAGCAUUUCACUUUACCUGGACAUUCUCAACCUGUUUUUGGCUAUUCUCAGAAUCCUCAACAGCCAGAACAGAAACUGA
Lithohypha guttulata is the source of this 5871-nucleotide messenger RNA. RefSeq names its product Transporter of the ATP-binding cassette (ABC) (gene YBT1). Bases 1 to 5871 code for a protein of 1956 amino acids. Lineage: Eukaryota; Fungi; Ascomycota; Eurotiomycetes; Chaetothyriales; Trichomeriaceae. Gene Ontology annotation, molecular function: ATP hydrolysis activity; ABC-type transporter activity; ATP binding. The record is from RefSeq and is a predicted model, not a curated record. Gene Ontology annotation, biological process: transmembrane transport. Gene Ontology annotation, cellular component: fungal-type vacuole membrane. The transcript has 3 exons.